Molecule: messenger RNA, 2103 nt
Organism: Beauveria bassiana ARSEF 2860
Lineage: Eukaryota; Fungi; Ascomycota; Sordariomycetes; Hypocreales; Cordycipitaceae
Product: peroxin 8
Exons: 1
Coding region: 1-2103 (700 amino acids)
Source: RefSeq, a predicted model, not a curated record
AUGCCCGCUGACAGGCUCCUCAACACGCUCCUGCAGCACUACCAAGACGUCCACGACGACGCCAAGUCGGAGCAGAUCCUCGGCACCACCGUCCACCUGCUCACCCACCUGUCCAACCCGCUCAACCUCGGCGUCCUCACCUCGCAAUUACUCACAGCGCCCGCCAUCUGGCAGCGGGCCGGCUUCGACCUGUCGCACGCGCUGCGCGUCGUCAGCAUCUACAACACGGCCGCCCUGCGCGUCCGCCAGGAUGCCGCCGAAGCCCUCGAGCGAAAAAACAGCCUAGGCAGCUCCCUGCCCCCGCCGCCGCCGGCCCAGCAGCGCGAGAGAGGCGGACUGAAGCCGGAUGAGUGGGCGCGCGCCGUGGUCAAGGGCGCCGACGACCGCUCGGCGCGCUGGCAGCACCUGCUCGUGCUGACGGGCGUGCUGGUCGGCUUCGAGGGCAACGACCGCCGCACGCUGUCGCGCGGCCUGCGCAACACCCUACAGCAAGCCGUCGUCACGGCGGCCAACCUCGCGCUGCGGUCGCACGCCGAAGACGGGCCGCUGGCCGAGGCGUCCAUCGUCAUGGCCCUCAAUUAUGCGUUCCCACUGCUGUCCGAGCAUCACCAGGCGCAGCUCGACUGCGAUGUGCUGCUGCCUGUCAUGCUCUGGGCCAUGCUGCGCCAGGGCUGCGGCGACGGUCUCUUCCUGCAGGACAUUGCGCGCGACGUGACGCAGGCCGUCGGCGGCACCAGCGGCGGCUGCAGCUGGCCGCAGCACGCUCCCUCAUUUGCCAUGCUCGUCGAGCUGGACCGGCGGCCCGUCAUGAGCAACAUGGGCCCGCUGGCCAAGAUGGCGGCCUUUGCGGCGACGCAUGCCCAGGACACCAGCAUUGUGCUGCAGGCCCAGGACGACCUGGUCCUGUUCUCGCACAAGCUGCUCGACGCGUGGGCCAAGAACCGCCUCAGCAGCGUCGAGUUUGGCCUGGCGGGCGCUCAGCUCACCCCGGAGACGCUGCAGGCAACGUGGCCGGUCCUCUGGCAGGUUCUGCGCAAAAUCAUGUUUGGCGUCGUGGCGACGCUGCAGGCCAUUGUCUCGCGGAGCCUGCUCGACGCGCGCAUGCUGCACGAGGCUGUCGCUCCGGCUGUCGCGGCCAAGUCGCUGCAAAUACUACGAAACCUUCACUUUAUAUCCUCUGUCAACGGCAACGGCAGUUUUCAAGUAUACACGUUUACAUAUCUCACGUCGCUGGACGUCAUUUGCAGGAGCGGCGCGGCCUGUGAAAGGUUUCUCGGCGAAUUUCGGCCAGCAGACGGGUUUUCAGCGCCAUCAACGCAUCUACAACGGACGCUAGAUCUUUACUAUCUCAACGUCGCAGAGCACAUGCCCCUGUCACUGACCACGGAAGCGGCUGAUGCGCUCAUUAUCAAGCCAGCUACUUCUUACCUCGGUUUUGACGGCGUCAUGUCCCCGACCAUGGUCGAAAUCUUUGAGUCUGCCCACAGCGCCGUGCUGUCAGUGCUCUCGUGUCCGCAACACAGCGCGCUGACGAUCCAGCUCGCGCCCUUUUACAUUGUCAAGCUCUUUGAAUCGUUUCCGCAGCGAAUCUCGCCGCGGCAGUUCCGCAUCGCCUUCAAGACGGUCAUGCAGAUGGUGUCGCCGCCGUUUGCGAUUGCGGCGCAGGAGCCCCUCCUCGGCGAGACGCUGCUCGAGAUGCUGCUCCACGCCAUUGCCGGCGCGCCCACCACGCCGCUGGAGCCCGACGAGGCGGCGCGGGCGGCCUCGGAAGAGAGCGGCGAGCCGCUGCAGUCGGCGCAGAGCGCACUGGUGCUGACGCUCAUCGACGCCCUGCCGUUCCUGCCGCUGCCGCUCGUGGAGGAGUGGAUGGCGAUGGCGGCGCAGACGCUCAACGGGAUCGCGGAUCCGAGGCUGCGGCGACCCGUCAGAGAUCGCUUCUGGGACAUUCUCGUCAACGGGGAAAUGGACGUGGAGCGGUCCGCCAUUGGCGUCGCGUGGUGGGGGACAAAAGGCGGACGGGAGCUGGUUCUCGGUCCGGGAGCCGGGCCCGCGGAGCCGCCGAUGAUGAGCGGUGCUCUGAUGACGGCGGAGAGCAAGCUUUGA